Molecule: messenger RNA, 914 nt
Organism: Trichechus manatus latirostris (Florida manatee)
Lineage: Eukaryota; Metazoa; Chordata; Mammalia; Sirenia; Trichechidae
Gene: UBXN10
Product: UBX domain protein 10
Exons: 2
Coding region: 69-914 (281 amino acids)
Cellular component (GO): endoplasmic reticulum
Molecular function (GO): ubiquitin binding
Source: RefSeq, a predicted model, not a curated record
AGCAGGCCGGCCCGGGAGACUGGCGAAGGUGACAGAUGGAGCGGAGCAGCGAGGGGUCUUGAGAAGCAAUGGCCACAGAAGCCCCUGUGAACAUCGCACCACCUGAAUGCAGCACUGCUAUCGGCACAGCAGCUGACACCUUCAUCUGGCGGCCAGAGCCAGUAAACAUGCAUGUUCUAAGGCCCAAGUCCGCCAAGGGGCGUACACGGCCAAGUCUACACAUAUCGCAGGGCACGGGGGUGUGCUCCAGCCGCACACCUUCUUCUCCGCCUCCAGCCAUGCCCUGCGAGUCACCAAGCAGCUGGAAACCAGGAGCCUGCACACCCAAAUCUCCGAAUCAGGGAGCUCCUGAUGAGAUCCCCGAGCUGCUGCAGCAGGUGUCCUUCGGGGCUUCCUCGUCUCUCAAUAAAUACCCAGUCCUUCCUUCCAUCAACAGAAAGAACCUGGAGGAGAGGGCUGGGGAAACAGUAGCUAAAAAGGCCAGCUCACUGCAACUGCGCAGCAUCAAGGCUCAUUAUCAAGAGGAGACUUGCACCAUGAAGACAAGUGAAGAAGAUUCCAGAGCUCGAGCCUGUGCCCCAGAGGAGAAGGUCAUCAUCCAAACCAAGAGACAGGGCUCCUCCAGGACUGGAAACUUAGAGGAACCGUCAGACCAAGAGCCAAGGCUGCUGCUUGCUGUCAGAUCACCGACCGGCCAAAGGUUUAUACACCAUUUCCGGCCAACGGAUGACUUACAGACCGUGGUUGCUGUGGCUGAACAGAAGAACAAGACCACCUACCCACGCUGCAGCAUCAAAACUAUGGAGGUGCCCAGGAGAAGCUUUUCUGACCUCACCAAAUCUCUGCAAGAGUGUAGAAUCCCCCACAAGUCAGUGUUGAGCAUCUCACAGGAAGACCAGGAAGGGUGGCCCUGA